AGUUAAGACACGUAAAAGCAGACAGUUGACUUCUCUGUUUACUUCAACGGACCUUGACACAAUGGCAACCACGAUCAGAGCAUACGGUGAGACAGUGCCCACGACUAUGGAUAUUCGGGAGAUUUGUGAUAAGAUGAGGCCUCAAGUGGAGGACACUACAGGAAAGAAGUAUGUGAAAUUCAUACCAGUUCAAUACAGGAGGCUAGAUGGUGGGGAUGGAAUAAGCUACCUUAUCAAGAUUCAUGUUACAGAAACGGACUACAUUCAUGUGGAAAUCUUCCAAGAUCUCAAAGAAAAGGCUUCUCUGAUUAAUGUAAAGGAGCAUCAAACCAAAGACAGCCUCAUCGUACCUUUUUAGAAGCUGAUCCCAGAACCAGUCUCACCAGUAAAAUACUUAAAGGCUGCAGUCUCUUGUUAAAAUCUUCUGCUUUUUUAAUCUGAAAUGAUUUAACAUUGAUUUUGAAUGUAUUAACGCUGAGAGAUGAAGAUAUUUGGUUUAAUGUAUUAAGAUUAAAGCUUUAAAAUGAUUUAUAUUUCUAUUACAGAAUUGAUUUUCCUGUUUGCUCACAAUGUCCUUUAACCCCAAAUAAAUAUUCUGCCA
This is a messenger RNA of Sander lucioperca (pikeperch), 601 nucleotides long. RefSeq names its product leukocyte cysteine proteinase inhibitor 1-like. Gene Ontology annotation, molecular function: cysteine-type endopeptidase inhibitor activity. The record is from RefSeq and is a predicted model, not a curated record. Gene Ontology annotation, cellular component: cytosol. The transcript is spliced from 3 exons. The coding region runs from base 62 to 358 and encodes 98 amino acids. Lineage: Eukaryota; Metazoa; Chordata; Actinopteri; Perciformes; Percidae.